AACUUUGUGUUUGAGUGGCAGUUGAGUGUAAUAGUGAAUUGUUUCAAGGGCAAGGGUGAUGCAUUAGAAAGAGGUAACUAUAGAGGUUUGAAGUUGGUUGAUCAAGUAAUGAAAGUUAUUGAAAGAGUGAUUGAUAAGUUACUUAGAAAAAGAAUUGAUAAAGAUAAGAUGCGAUUUGGUUUUGUUCCAGGGCGUGGCACUACAGAUGCAAUAUUUUUACUCAGACAGCUUCAGGAAAAGUAUUUAGCAAAGAGAAAGAAUCUCUAUUUUGCCUUUGUAGAUUGAGAGAAAGCUUUUGAUAGAGUGCCACAUAAAGUUAUUUAGUGGGCUAUGAGAAAAUUAAGUGUGGAUGAGUGGCUAGUUACGAUUGUACAGUCUAUGUACAGCAAUGCUAGAAGUCGUGUCAGGAUUGCCGAUUCACUUAGUGAUGAAUUUAGUGUAAAUGUUGGUGUACAUCAGGGUUCUGUACUUAGUCCUUGUUGUUUUUUCUAGUCUUAAGCGCUGUCGAUGGAGUUCAGAACAGGUUGUCCAUUGUAUGUAGAUGAUUUGGUUCUCAUAGCUGAAUUGAUGGAAGAAUUAGUUAAAAAAGUUUGAGAAGUAGAAGAAUCCUUUCUUCCACUUCUCCAGCUUUUUCAACUAAGAAACUUUUUCAACUAGAAAAGAAAGGGCUAAAGGUAAACACAGCAAAGUCUAAAGUCAUGAUUAGUAGCAUUGCAGCCAAGUGUGACCUUGUAGUUGGAAAGUCACCUUGUGGAGUUUGCAAUUUUUUGUCAGACCUGCAAGCAUUGAGUACAUAAGAAGUGCAGUAGAAUUGGUGGAAGGUUAAGAGCUGAUAUUCAGUUUGUAUGCAAGCGUUGCAAAGGUGAGAUUAUAGAGAAUGAAGUAUUUCCAGCUUCAAUGAUGUACAACAGUGGCUCGCUAGAGAUAGUUGAGAACUUCUGUUACUUAGGUGAUAUGUUGGGCAGUGAAGGGGGUGUUGAAAGAAGUGUUACUUGCAGGAUAGUUUAUGCUUGGAAAAAGUUCAGAGAGUUACUUCCUUUGUUGACUAGCAGAGUCCUGUCAAUUGAGGUAAAAGGUAGGUUGUAUGAGGCCUGUGUAAGAAGUGUUAUGUUGUGUGGUAGUGAGACAUGGGCAGUGAAGCAGGAAGAUCUUGACCGUUUAGAAAGGAAUGAUAUGAGAAUGGUUAGGGGGAUGUGUAACGCCAGUCUGAGAGACAGAAAGAGUUCAGAUGAGCUAAGAAGCAGGCUAAGUCUCCGUAGAAUUAAAGAUGUUAUCCAGAUAAAAAGAUUGAAUUGGCUGGGGCACUUGGAAAGAAUGGAGGAGGAUAAUUGGGUAAGAGAGUGUAGAGACUUGAUAGUUCAUGGGGCAAAACCCAGAGGCAGAUCAAGAAAAACUUGGGAGGAGGUUAUAAGGACAGACUUGAUACAGAGGAAGUUGAGUUUAGAUCUAACACAGUCUAGUUUAGAUUGGAAGAGGGUCAUUAAUAUAAACCGUCCAACCCAUGCUAGCAUGGAAAACGGACUUUAAGCGGAGAAUGAAUGAUGAUGAUGAUGUGGUUGUUGAGAUUAACAUUGAGAGCUUCAGGAACUUCUUUUUGGUUACUGCUUUUCUAAGUUCUCAAUAUAUACAACUGGAAAGAUACUGCUGCUGUUGUUUGUCAAGUCCACUCGUUGUUAUAACCAUUUUUGAA
This is a messenger RNA of Hydractinia symbiolongicarpus, 1690 nucleotides long. RefSeq lists its product as uncharacterized. The transcript has 2 exons. The record is from RefSeq and is a predicted model, not a curated record. The coding region runs from base 898 to 1527 and encodes 209 amino acids. Lineage: Eukaryota; Metazoa; Cnidaria; Hydrozoa; Anthoathecata; Hydractiniidae.